UUAGCAACGACUGGCUUGUAAACAAACAUGGCUGUGAAUGUUAAAAUUCGUGAAAUUGUCUUUUAGAUUGUCUAUUAAUUAUGUGAACAGAUAAUCAUCCUGAAAUGUUCGUAUUAGUGUCCCAAAACUUUGUUGUAGAUGAAGUCAAGUUUUUUUUUAGGUAAUAUAGUGGAAUUUUGAAAUUAUGGCUGACGAUCCAAAUCGAGACAUUUUGCCUGUGAGAGAAGGUUCUUGUGUGGAUUCUUGUCGCAGUAGUAUAGAUCCCAGAGAGCGACACAUUGUAUUUAAGCUCGAUCGUUACCAACUGGAAGACAGAUAUUUACGACUGCUCGAUGAAGCAAAUAACUUAAAAAAAUUAACAAACUGUCAGGAAGAUAAGAUCAAACGAUUGACAACAAAGCUGAUGAGAGUAACUGGCAAUUCAAGAUCAUGCACAAUUGCCUUAGACGUUUAUGAGGAUAAGAAUAAAAUAAUCACUCUUGAACUUGAGAACUCCAAGCUGAAAGAUAAAGUCUCGGUGCUAAGAAAUCAAUUGCUGAGUCAUACAAUAACAGGUAGAUCGUCAUCAAGAAGUCGUAAUCCCCAAGCGAGGCCUUCGUCUGGACGCACAACAUGCCGAAGUGAAAGCAGCCGCACUAAGAUACCAUCUUGUCACUGUAUUGACGACGACAAUGCGCGAUGUAAUCUCAAUAAAAUCGAGGAAUUGGAAGCGCAGAAGAAAGAAAUGUCUAAUCGGAUAACUGAACUAGAGGAAGAAUUGUCUACUUAUACAGUCAUGAACCAAAGGGAAAAAGUAGCAGAGAAUGUUGAGUACAUAAGAGUCUGGCGACAAAUGAAGCAACUGAAUGAUAAGCUAAUAGCCACUGAGAACGAGAACGAGUCGUUGAAUGCGCAAAUCAAAGAUUUGAAGAGGGAGCUUUACGAGAAGACGAAGAACAACGAAACGAUUACGACGGAGCUCCUGACAGAGAAGAAACGAGUGGCGGAGAUCGACGAACAGAUGUUAAAGGCAAAGGACUCUCAACUCUCGCUGCGAGAGAAGGAUGAGCAUAUAAAGGACCUGGUAAACGAGAUGAAGAUAUUGCAGCAGCACAACAGCGAGCUCAUCGACCUCAGCUCCAAAUAUGGCGAAGUCGAGCUUGAGAACAAGGAGUUAAAGAAAAAAGUGACGGAGCAGCUUCACGAUCAAGAAACUUUGAAAACCGCUUUUAACACCGAACAGGCUAAUAUCGUGGCGCUGAAAACAUCGAACGAACAGUUACUCGGGAAACUCGAAGAACUACAGAAGAAUAUAGACAGUUUAACGGUACAGUUAACGUGUUUUCAGACGCAGACGGAAAAACAGGAAACGACAAAGACUACGCCAAUAUCGACGAAACAACCCGAGACGAAGAUACCAAUGAUAAUCGACAGAUGCGAAUCGCGCAAAGAUGCCAGCAUUCAAGUGGAAAAAUGCAAUAUUCUUCGCAAUAUUCAAGUGGAAUAUUGCGAAGCGCUCGAAAAGAUUUUUGAGUUGGAUAUCGCUAGGAAAGAGCAGAAAUGCAAAGGAUGUUGCGAACCAUCAUCACAUGUAGACACUACGAAUACAAUCCAAAAAUCUGUUAAAUUGAUGGAUAGAUCGGUGCAGACAGAACAUGAAUCCGGCGUAACCACCGUAGACACGAAAGUUCUGCAGAUUAUAACACCCAUAAAAGAAACAUCGAAAAUGGAAGAACCACAAAUUGCGACGCAAAGUACAGAUCCUGCAAUAGUUACAGAGAAGUAUUUGACUCCAGAUAAAAUGCUGAAACUUCUGGAACAAGCACAGAUAAGCACAUCUACGGAUGCAGCGAAAUUUAAUCAGAAACACAUGGCUACCGAUGCCGACUACAGUGACGUGAUGGAUCAGAAUCAGAGACACAGGCAAGUUGUCUCGCUUGAGAAACUGCUCUUCGGUGACUCUAAUUAUAAGACACUGUGUUACAGUGACAUAGGGACACUUGUACAAGGAAUUCAAGAAGCCGCAGCUUUUCAAGUCGGUCUCCAGCAGCAAAAAAAAGACAAUGCUUCUCAGUCAACGGAUCCUAAUACAGUAUUAUCCGUAUUGUUUAAUAUUCUUCAAGAGUAUACAUACAUGAUACCUCAUGAAGCCAACACUCUGUAUCGUGCAAUUCCACCGAUUAAGUAUCAAUUCGUGAAAGACAUCAACAACAAUAAUACGACAUUAAGCAGUGUUGCGAAGAGUUCGAUUCGAUCUGGUUGUAGCACAAGAAAAUAUUGCUCGAAUCCUUACAGUAAACAAGAAAAGCCGAAGAGAAAAUUAUUACCCAAUGUGCAGAGUUAUAGUCGGCCGGUUAAAGUCUCUGAUGACAAUGAUUGUACUUGUAGCAGCUUACUGAGGUGCAAUCUAGAUACACAAUGUGACCGAUGUUGCUGUAAUUCCACUAAACCGCUUACGUGCCACUUCAACAAUACGCAAAUGCAAUGUAAAGGACAGGCAAUAAAGAACAAGAACGACUUGAUCGACUCGAAGGCACCUUUACACAACGAUUGUCUCGCAUCUACAAGAAACUGCUAUAUACCAAGAACUUCAGGCGCAUUGAACAUUUCUCGGGACGACAAAUCUGGUCCGUACAAAUCCCCGGAAACGCGUGAGACUGUGCAGAACAGAAAUACCUCUUCCACCAGCAAUAAAUCGUUACAGGAAUACAUCAAAUAUCUAGAUAGGUAUAAAACUCGUACUACGAACAUUUAGGUGAAUGAAAUCGUGAAGCACGUGCAAGAUAUUGACUCGAUACGAUACCAACCUAUACAUAGAAGACCUAAAUCUGAGGUCCAGAAAGUAGACUCUUCCUGCAGUGCCGAUUGUCCAAACGAGUGUGUCGAUACUACGAGUGCCUUUUCUGAUUCAUUUCCGUUAGUAAUCGCGGAUGGUCAGGGUCUGGUGGAGCUUCAUAUCGUAUCCUUACAGCUUUCCACGUCCGCUAAGCAGAUCCUUUUCCGAGAAAAGGACAUUAGCAACGUGUUGUUGUUCGUGAGUUGGAACAUUUGGAAUCAAGAUACAACCUACACGCCCACGCUCAAAUGUCCCAAGCUGAACUUCAAUUCGUCGUUCGUCUAUCGAAUAUCGGACCUAUUCUCCUUCUUCAACUACAUUCUUCUAGAACUCGUGACCUUCCAAGUGAACGUGUUUCACGACAACGACAACUACAUGGUAGCCAAAGGGAAGCUUUGCAUCAAAGAUAUAUUGGACUAUCCACAAAACAAACUUCACUAUAUCACACCCGUGAACAGUGUACUCCCUUGCUCGAUUGGAAUGAAUUUUGGUCAAUUGUCUCUAUGGGUCAGACUAAGCUGUGACAUCGAGCAAGUAGAAGCGUUCAAAAGAAGAUACGGUAUAAUAUCAGAACCACCGCUGAAAACGCUCAUUCCAGAGAAACCGCCGGAAACGCUGAUUCCAGAGAAACCGCUGAAAUCGGAGGAAGUUGUUCCACCAAAAGACGAUCCGUUGAUGUUGAAGGAUGAAAAUUCCAAAAUAGAGUAUAGAGAUCCGGGAAAAUUGCCUGAUGUAACAACGAUGAGCAUAAUCGAGCCUACUUAUAUUGACGAAUCAAGUGAAAAUUCUACUGAUGUCCCUUUGUCGACAACGCAGUUUAAGCAUGACGACGCUUCCUUCACCGUGGUGAAAAAGAGCGUAGACGAAACUGACAAUUUAGAUUCGAACGGGGAACUCCAUACGGAUGAACAUAAAUCUACUUUUACGGUUAAGUGGGAUGACACGCUCGAAAAAACCACAGAGAACGAGAUUGUAGAGAAGUAUUGCAUUUUUUAAAAAACAUUAGAUAGAUUUAAAGACAUGAUUUUGAAUAGACCGAAGCCUACGAAAACUACAGAGAAGUCAAACGAAGAAUCUGAUAUGGGGAGACCAAGCGUGGUGGAAUUUAAUGCUUUCCUCUCAAACAGUAAAACCGAUGCGCCAGAGCGGACAAAAUCAGCCGAUUCGAUCUCCGAGGUGACCAACGUGAUCGCAGAUAAAAACUGGCAAGAAUAUAAAGAACGCACUUCGUUCACUUUCAAGGGCAUGUAUAACAAUUACUCGCUUACGGAAGACUUGUCAUCUGAUUAUAUUGUUGAUGAUAAAGACAACGACCUUGGAAAGGACUCAAUUAUCAUCGAAAUCAUGAAUUUGGUUUUAUUCCCCAAAAGCACCGUAAUGCAGAAUCCAGAGUAUCAGCUCCUUUACAUCGAAUAUUGCUUCCUGGGUUAUUGUGGAGCUGACAUGGAAACGGUUUCAGUGAAGAAACCGCAACCACCAAACCAGAAGUUAACAUAUAAUUUUAGAAGAAAGUUUCGAGUACAUGAAAACAAGUACCCGUUGCAAAAUAGGAUCUUAUGCGCGAUGCUGGAUCAGUCUAUUAACUCUAACAUAAAGUUUAUUGUCGUAUGUGAACCGCUUCCUGAGGAAACGGAUACGAAAGAGUGCGUGGAAGUUGGGUUCGCUAAUUUUAAUAUAAGGGACUACGCGCUAGGAAGUGGUGAACGGAUCAUGUCAAUCCCGGUGUAUACUCCAGACACUACGGAACAAAUUGGUCUGCUGAAGAUCUACGUGUUAGGCUUCGAUACGAUACAUCAAUAUUUCGGAAGACGCGAAUCGAUAUUAUAAAAAUAUUUGUUACAUUUUUUGAAAACGUGUAAAACUAUGGUCAUUGUAAAAUUAAAAAUCUAUAAACGUCCAACCAAGAAACCAGGGAACUUGUAAAUCUACAAUACCGUGAUAAA
Molecule: messenger RNA, 4758 nt
Organism: Bombus huntii
Lineage: Eukaryota; Metazoa; Arthropoda; Insecta; Hymenoptera; Apidae
Biological process (GO): non-motile cilium assembly
Cellular component (GO): ciliary transition zone
Source: RefSeq, a predicted model, not a curated record